Messenger RNA from Lathyrus sativus (Indian pea), 411 nucleotides. The record is from the annotation of a GenBank genome assembly. NCBI's taxonomy places the organism in Eukaryota, Viridiplantae, Streptophyta, Magnoliopsida, Fabales, Fabaceae.
AUGGUUAAUACAACUCUUGAGUCUGGUAGCCCGGAACACUUAAGAUCCACAAUAGAAAUGGUUGAAAAACAAACUGAUGUUUUAGAAGCAGUUGGUGGAAGUGAAAUUGGUCUGAACCCUGACAUUGAUACACCAGAAGAAACGAGUUUAGGUAAUCCACCACGUAUCAGGAAGAGAGGUGGUGUGUCUGUGUCUAUAUCGCAAGAGAGACAAAAGACUGAAAAUUCAAAGCAGAGAACUACUAGAAGGUGUGGAAAUUGUGGAACACCGGGUCAUAACUGGGCAUCGUAUAAGGUAGUUCAAGAUUCGCAAACCUUUGACGAGGAGUCACAUGGAUAUGCAGAUGUUUACUGCAGUGAUGUCAAUGAAGAGUUUAACAUUGUGAUGGUAUGUAUCGUACCUCAUUUUUAA